Molecule: messenger RNA, 1080 nt
Organism: Aspergillus viridinutans
Lineage: Eukaryota; Fungi; Ascomycota; Eurotiomycetes; Eurotiales; Aspergillaceae
Exons: 1
Coding region: 1-1080 (359 amino acids)
Source: RefSeq, a predicted model, not a curated record
AUGCCUAUUGACGAUUACGGUGUUUGGAAGGCACAUCCUGUGCACUACGUAGUCGAACAUCAGGAAGACGACCCACGGUCCCCGCAUCUCUCAUUGUAUUAUAACGACAGUGGGCAAUAUAAGGAGGGCACUGAGGGCAACCUUCGCCGGACGGGGAAGGAAAUUCCUGGGCUUUUCCGAGCUGCAAUCAAUAUCAAAUCCGGAGACAAGAAGGACUCUCGCCUCGUGUAUUGGGUGGAUCAUGAUUUCAACCAGCAUCCCAUCAUUGACCGGCUCAGUGUUCUAGAGCCAGGAUUCCAUCUACUCGAAGAUACGAAACCAAGCCCUGAUGGUCCAAGGAUUGACUUUAUCCGGAGUAACUUGUUCAAUGUUAACAGCGGCCGGGUUCUGCCACAUGACGUUGAAGGGCCUGAUAACGAUAUUAUUGACGUUCUGGAACCUGAAGUCCGUCAGGCGAUUGAACACCAAGCUGAAGUAUAUGUAUUUGGUUCGCGUUUUAACACAAAAGAUGGAAUCCACGAUGUCCAUAUGAACCAGGGCAACAAAGGAAGCUGGAAGGAGGAUGAUGGCAUCUUUCAAGACGGAGCUCUCUUAAUUCAUUUCACGAAUCCUGACCGAUGGGUUGGCGUAUUCCUCGGCUUCGCAUCCCAAGCAGCCCACACCGAUGAUCGGACUGGACAUGCCAUAUCAUCCGAAACUUGGAGUGACUAUCUAAGCGACCAAAGAGGGCAUCCUGGUCUCAUUGAGAAUUCAGUGGCCAUCAAAGAGGCAAACUUCGAAUCUCUUGCGGGUGGCCCAAAGGGACGCCGAGAAUCUGUUACUCUCACCAACCUCACGAGCAAACCGCUCUCCCUCUCGACGUGGCAGAUUCAUAACUCAGCUGGUCAAAUCCAGGUUUUACCCCCUAAUGCAGCAUUGGACGCAAUGGCAACAAAAGCUUUCGAGAUCCCCCAUUGUCAUCUUUCCACUCAUGGCGACACCAUCACUCUUGUGAAUGAAUACGGGCUCAAAGUGGACGGCGUAAGCUACAGCGCCGGACAGGCAAAACACGACGGCCAGCCAAUUGUUUUUGCUCAUUGA